Messenger RNA from Lingula anatina, 1061 nucleotides. RefSeq names its product serine/threonine-protein kinase VRK1. Lineage: Eukaryota; Metazoa; Brachiopoda; Lingulata; Lingulida; Lingulidae. Gene Ontology annotation, biological process: protein phosphorylation. The record is from RefSeq and is a predicted model, not a curated record. Gene Ontology annotation, molecular function: ATP binding; protein kinase activity.
GAACGAAUCGUAGCGAACAUUACAAAAACUCGAAAGCGGAAAGUUUGAUCGUUUUGAAAAAAAACCUGAAAGAAAAGUGAAUGGAAAAUGUUUUUAAUGUGGUAUCAUUUAUACUUGAACCAUUUAGCACUUAAAGGGAAAUACAGAGGAGUGGUGUAGAGCACAUGUGGGAUAUUAUCGAAAAUACAUAAACAGCGACAAAGAUGCCACCCAAAAGAAAACAAGCAGCAGGCUCUUCUACACCAGCAAAGAAAGCAAGAGCUACACCCAAGGCAUAUCAGUUGGCAGCUCCCCUUCCUGAGGGAACAAUACUCGCAGAUAUAUUCAAACGCCAGUGGAAGGUUGGCAAGGCAGUAGGCUCAGGGGGGUUUGGACUGCUAUAUUCAGCUACAUCUGCAGACAACACAUUAGAUGGAGCUGCAAAAGAUUACGUUGUUAAAAUUGAGCCACAUGGGAAUGGACCAUUAUUUUGUGAACUAGCAUUUUACCAAAGAGUCGCAAAGCCAGAUAUGAUUGACCAAUGGAAAUCAAAGCACAAAAUGAAAGUAUUAGGGGUUCCCAAAUUUAUAGCCAUGGGAUCCAGUGAAAAAAAUGGAACAAAAUACCGCUUCAUGAUCAUGGAGAGAUUUGGAGAAGAUCUGCAGAAGAAAUUUGAAAGGAAUGGAAAGAGAUUUCCCACAGAGGCUGUGUAUAGAUUGGGACUAAGAAUGCUGGAUGCCUUAGAGUAUAUCCAUUCCAAGGAAUAUGUCCAUGCAGAUAUAAAAGCAUCAAAUAUGCUGGAAGGAUUUAAAGACACAGACCAGGUGUAUUUAGUUGAUUAUGGUCUUGCAUUCAAAUUCUCAUGUGAUGGAAAGCACAAAGAAUACAAAGAGGACCCCAGAAAAGCACAUGAUGGGACAAUAGAAUUCACCAGUAGAGAUGCUCAUGUUGGGGCAGCACCUUCAAGAAGGGGUGACAUAGAAAUUCUUGGAUAUUGCCUACUACAAUGGCUGUGUGGUCGGUUACCAUGGGAAAGUAAUUUAGAGAACAAAGACUUUGUCAGAGAUCAAAAACUCAAGUAA